Messenger RNA from Aaosphaeria arxii CBS 175.79, 1203 nucleotides. RefSeq lists its product as uncharacterized. The record is from RefSeq and is a predicted model, not a curated record. NCBI's taxonomy places the organism in Eukaryota, Fungi, Ascomycota, Dothideomycetes, Pleosporales. Gene Ontology annotation, biological process: intracellular magnesium ion homeostasis; magnesium ion transmembrane transport. The transcript has 2 exons. Gene Ontology annotation, cellular component: plasma membrane. The coding region runs from base 1 to 1203 and encodes 400 amino acids. Gene Ontology annotation, molecular function: magnesium ion transmembrane transporter activity.
AUGCGCCCCGAUAAUGGACUAUCUAGCCUCCAGGACCCCGACCAAGAGGGCUCAUGCACGCCAAAGCUCGAUGCUUUGCGAGACGGACGGAAACAAAUACGAAGCAAUCAUGUCUUCCCUACGAACAACAGCUCGUCAAAUCAGCCAGGCAUCAAUCGCUUCAGCAUGUUUAUCUCUCUCAGUGGCACGACUAUAUAUACAUCUAGACUUGCAGAUCUCACGUUGCUAGCACCGUCAAGUGAUGGUUCCUUUGGUGCAGGAAUGGCAGGAGAAAUCUGGUGGCUAGAUGUUCUCAACUCGACCAAAGAAGACAUCAAAACGCUCGCAAAAGCGUUCUCGCUCCACCCACGAACUUGCGCCUUCAUCAACGCUGAAGAUGCGCAUGAAAGAGUAGAGUUCUUCGAGAAUUACUACUUUAUCUGCUUUCCCAUUCUAACCGAGAACGAAAACGGGACGCUCAAGUCCAAAUUCCAAAAAGUCAACUUUCACAUUGUUGUGUUCCCGCAAGGGAUCAUCAGCUUCUCUUUCCAGCAUAAUUCGCAUUCAGCAAAUGUUCGAAACCGAAUCUGGGCUAUAAGAAACGAUACCGUCCUAAGCAGUUAUUGGAUCUGCUACGCGUUGAUAAACGACAUCGUCAGUAGUUUCGACUCCGCAGUACACAAGCUUGAACAAGAAACAUGCGUCAUAGAGGAGAGUGCUUUCAUUAGCCGCCUCGAUGAGGUUGGUGCCACAGUGUCAAAGAUCCAUAAUUAUCGCAAGCACGCCUCAAAUAUGGCCCAUCUUGUACAAGACAAAGUGUCUGUUGUAAGGAGUUUAGUGAGGCACUGUGCGAAAGCGCAUCAAGGCGCUCCCCUCUACGAUAUUAGCCUAUCUUUAAGCGCCGUUCAGGACCACAUCAACUCAAUGAUAUCAAAGCUUAAGCACUGCGAAGAGAUACUAUCUCGUUCUCACUCGGACCUUAUUUCGCAACUCUCGGUGGACAAGGUUUAUUUGAGGAAUCAAACCUUACGAAUUAUUAUUAGGAUUACAGUCAUCGCGGCUAUAGCUGUGCUACUACAUGCUAUAUGUAGCUUGUUUGGGACGAAUUUUGAAGUUCCAGGCGAACAUACUGAUGGAUUGGACUGGUGGUUUGGUAUUCUGGGUCUGAUCGUUUUUCUGUUCUUUCUUGGUCUUGGUGUUGCAAGGCAAUAUAAGUUAAUCUAA